Rhizoctonia solani is the source of this 378-nucleotide messenger RNA. RefSeq lists its product as uncharacterized. Lineage: Eukaryota; Fungi; Basidiomycota; Agaricomycetes; Cantharellales; Ceratobasidiaceae. The transcript has 2 exons. The record is from RefSeq and is a predicted model, not a curated record. The coding region runs from base 1 to 378 and encodes 125 amino acids.
AUGACUCAAGACCUCCCAUCGGCCCAGCCACGCCGUCAGCAGUCCCCCGCCUCCAGCCCUGCUCGUACACCAGGCGACUCACAAGACUUGGGUGACGAUAUCAGCAUCCCAUUUCCAGUUAUGAACCAUGAGAGCCUCACAGAGCCUUACAACGCCGACCAGAGCAACCAGGCUGACUUUGAACGAGAAGUAGCAGAAGGAAUUAUGCGUCUUAUGAUGAACAUACGCGCAUGGGCUGAGGCACGUCCUGCGCAUGAGGCUACUCAAGAAAAGGAGCGCCUCAUUUCCGAAAUCCAACAAAUCGAGAGUCGUGAACGCGAGCAAGGCACGUCUGUUCCUUCAUUUUGGGGUGCGCUCGCGUCCAGCAUUGCACCCUAG